UCUUCAUUUUUCCCUCUCUCUCUCUCUCUCUCUCUCUAACCUUUUCAACACUUUGCACUUUCACUAAUUACUACUAUCAUCUUCUUGAUAGUGAUGAUGAUGAUGGACAGGUCUAUGGGUUGUUGAAAAUGAAGUUUAUGUGAAAUAAGCUAUUGGGUAGCUCUGUUUACUCCUACUCUUAACUCUCUGAACUACCAUUCUCUUUGCUCUUACUGUUCCCUUCUUCCUUCUCUACGCCAACCAUGUAGUAGUCCUCUGUUCUCUUUUACUAACAUUCUCUCCUCUUGGCCCUCACAUUAUCUAGAUACAGACUGUUCUCUCAUAUGUUCAAUAAUCUGCUCUUCUUAAACCAUAUUUUUUAAAAAACCCACUAAAUAAAGAACACUGUUUCAAACCCAGAAACCGAACACCAUAGCAUCAAAUGUUAAAGCUUGAUUCUUUUUUCUUCUUUCUUGUUUCUGGUUUAUCCCCUCUAGUUUAGUUACUAAAUAAGAUCAAAGUUUCUUUCUUUUUGACAUAUUUGUUUAAAAUUCUCUCUCUCUCUCUCUCUCUCUAGCUCUUGAAAACUGGGGAAACAGUCUCUGUUUUUGUGGUGUGUGUGUUUUUCUGCCUAUUUCAAGAAUAUAGUAAAAUGGUCACCUCCUCGGUCACUAGCAUUUUCUUUAUUUUCUCUGUCUUCUUCACCACCGCUGUCUCCGGCAGCCACCACCAUCAUCGUCAUCUCCUUCACCAACCUUUUUUUCCUUUAACUAAUGUAGUUCCUCCAAUCCAAGCUCCUUUUCCUUCUCCACAAAUACAACCUAAACCCCAGACGCAACCUAAGUACCCUUUCUCGACUACACCAAACACGCCACAGAAACCUUUCUUUCCUUCUUUUCCUUCUCCCCCUCCUCCUCCUUCUGUUUCAACUCUAGCUACUUUUCCGGCCAACAUUUCCUCUCUUCUUUUCCCUCACACUCCUUCCUCCGGGACUUCCCACCGCCACCUCAUCAUUUCCAUGGCUAUUUCUCUCUCGCUCCUCUUUGCCGCCAUUCUUGCUGCUCUAUCCGCUUUCUUUCUCUACUCUCGCCGCCAUCACCACCACCAUCACCAGUGUACAACUACCUCCGAGAAAACCUCAAGAUCCGACAGUCUACGCCUCUUCCCUCCUAAUACUAUCCCUUCUGACGGCUCUCCCAAGCCACCGAAACUUCCACAUCGGCCCGGCGUGCCAAAUACCAGCUCAGAGUUCCUCUACCUUGGCACAUUAGUAAACUCUCGAAGCGGAGUCGACGAUCAUUAUCAAAAACCUACUCAUUCAAGCAAUGCCGGAGUUAAAAUUGGCGUAUCAUCUUCUCCAUAUCAAAAACUAGGUUCUCCAGAGCUAAAACCACUACCGCCAUUACCAAAACAUAACUAUACACCUAGUUAUAGAAGUGGUGAGGUACUAGUUGGGUCUUACAAAGAAGAUGACACAGAUACGGAGGAGGAAGAAGAGUUCUUUUCGCCAAGAGGGUCAUCUGGGCGAAAAGAGAUUCAAGAUAGUCCAGUACGUGUAGAAUCGAGUUCCAGAAGAGAAUUUCGAGGAGAAAAUAAUUUUGGGUCUAGAAGCUUUAAUUCAAGAACGGCAUCUUAUCCAUAUUCUAAUUCUUGUUCUCCAGCAAACUCCAUACCCAUCAGCAGUCCUUCUCCAGUUUCAAAUUUGAGCCCUAUAAGUUCAAAAUCCAUAUCUCCAGAGGUUAUUAUUACUUUCCCUGCCCCGGUGAAGCGAUCGCCAUUAUCGAUUUCCUUGUCUUCGUCACCAUCUUUUUCUGGAAGAGAUUCAGGCAAUACCCAGAACUCUCCAGAGCGAAAAUCGGGUUUCCUGGAGAGUGUUAGUAAGCAAUUUGUGUCUACAAAACUGCCGCCACCUCCGCCGCCGCCGCCGCCGCCGCCACCACCGCUGUUCUGGGAAAUCCCUGCGGAGGCAAGAGUGGGUGGAGAAGUGAAUUUGGCUAGUUCUGGGCCUCCUGUUCUUGUUACUCCUUCAAGACAUGUUUUGAUUCAAAGUGCAAUGCCAAUUUUAGGUGAUGAGCAAUUGCAAACUAAUGCAAGUGUCGAGAGAAGUGAAGAGAACCUGAAACCAAAAUUGAAGCCUUUACAUUGGGAUAAAGUUAGAGCAAGCUCGGAUCGAGCUAUGGUGUGGGAUCAGAUCAAAUCUAGUUCUUUUCAAUUGAAUGAGGAAAUGAUUGAGACCUUGUUUAUGGUAAACAACUCAAAUUUGAAUGUGAAAGACAACAAUGGACGGAGACAGUCUCUUCCAUUGCAGAACCAGGAGAAUCGUGUGCUUGAUCCAAAAAAGUCUCAAAAUGUUGCAAUAUUGUUGAGGGCUCUCAAUGUAACCAUUGAUGAAGUAUGUGAGGGUCUUUUGGAAGGCAAUUCAGAUACAUUGGGGACAGAGCUUCUGGAGAGUUUAUUAAAGAUGGCUCCAACUAAAGAAGAAGAACGCAAGCUAAAGGAAUUCAAGGACGAGUCUCCAUUUAAGCUAGGCCCUGCAGAGAAGUUUCUCAAGGAAGUUCUUGAUAUUCCUUUUGCAUUUAAGAGGGUCGAUGCAAUGCUUUAUAUUGCUAAUUUUGAUUCAGAAGUUGAAUACCUCAAAAGGUCUUUUGAAACUCUAGAGGCAGCUUGUGAAGAAUUGAGAAACAGCAAAAUGUUCUUGAAGCUCCUAGAAGCAGUGCUAAAGACUGGGAACCGCAUGAAUGUUGGCACCAAUCGUGGCGAUGCCCAAGCCUUCAAGCUUGACACACUCCUGAAGCUGGUUGAUGUCAAGGGAACUGACGGGAGGACUACUCUUCUACAUUUUGUUGUACAGGAAAUCAUCAGAUCUGAAGGUUCUCGUCUUUCCACUACAAAUAGGAAUCAGACAGCUGAGAAAACUCAACAAUCCACCUUCCACGAUGAUGUUGAAUUUAGGAAGUUGGGCCUGCAAGUUGUUUCUGGUUUGAGUGGAGAGCUCACCAAUGUAAAGAAAGCUGCAGCAAUGGAUUCAGAUGUGCUUAGCAGUGAAGUUGCAAAACUUGCCAUGGGAAUUUCGAAAGUUAGGGAAGUUGUAAAAUUAAAUGAAGAAAUUGCAUUGAAAGAAAGUAGCAGGAAGUUCUCAGAAUCAAUGAAUGGAUUCUUAACAAAGGCCGAUGGAGAAAUUGUAAAGGUUGAAGCACAAGAGAAACUUGCUCUUUCUUUGGUUAAGGAAAUAACAGAGUACUUCCAUGGGAACUCAGCGAAGGAAGAAGCUCACCCAUUCCGGAUAUUCAUGGUGGUAAGGGAUUUCCUUUCCAUUCUUGAUCAGGUAUGCAAAGAAGUUGGGAAAAUCAAUGAGAGAACUAUAUACAGUUCAGUCCGCCCUAUGCCGAUGAAUCAAAACAUUCCACCGGUUUUUCCUGGACUCAAUGUAAGGCAGCAUUAUGGUUCGUCGGACGAUGAAGGUCCGAUGUCUUAGUACCCAUGUCUAUCUAAGGUGACAGCAAUUCUCAGUAGGGUGAUCUACCAGAAAAAAUGUGGCACAUUCAGAAGAGGAUCUGAACUUAGCUUCUUAACAUGGAAUUAUGGAGUCCUUUUGAGUAGUUUUUUUUUUUUUUAUAAAUAAUUUUGUAUCUAGAUUAAAUAUUUUUGCUGUCCAGAUUUUGGAUUUGUUUAUUUUGUGUAAUAUACCAACGGAAUUACUUGAGGACAUAAUACAAAUCUUAAUGCGCGGAAUAGUUGAAUCUAUCUUGUAAAUCUGUUAGAAGCUAUCUGAAUUCUGAAAUUUUCUCCGUGUAAA
Messenger RNA from Jatropha curcas, 3775 nucleotides. Its product is annotated as formin-like protein 2. The record is from RefSeq and is a predicted model, not a curated record. Gene Ontology annotation, molecular function: actin filament binding. Gene Ontology annotation, biological process: actin cytoskeleton organization; actin nucleation. NCBI's taxonomy places the organism in Eukaryota, Viridiplantae, Streptophyta, Magnoliopsida, Malpighiales, Euphorbiaceae.